GAAAAAAUGCUUUGUCAAUGGUUGCAAUAUAGAAUAUUUUUAAAAGUAUGAGUUUAUAUGUGUAAAAAUGAUAGAUACUGAUUCUUCAGGUGAUGAUGAUGAUGAAACUUUACUCAAAAGCACUCCUAAAGGAUCUGUCAAUGAUGUUUCAAAUGACUAUGUAAUCUCAAGUUCUAAAAGUGGUCAAAAUGGGUCUUUAGAUAAUAUAAGUUUAAUUUCUUCUGGUUCUCCUAAACCUUCUCCACGUACAAGUUCAAAUGCUAGUACAAAACUUUUAAAGGGAAAUGAAAUCGGUAGUAUUUCAAAUAUUUCAAGUGAUGGAAUAUCUAAUGAUGAUUUUCGAGCUGAUUCUGAACAUAUGAAAAGAUUGCAACUUUAUGUAUUUGUUUCACGUUGUAUUGCAUAUCCAUUUAAUGCAAAGCAGUCUACAGAUAUGGCUCGAAGAGCUUCUAAAGUUACUAAACAAAACUUAACAACUAUUAAAGAUCGUUUUACUUCGUUUUUAGAUGGUAAAACAAACAUAAUUGCUGAUGAAGCUUUUCGUAUUGCUGUUCAAUCAUAUUAUGACAGUUUUCUUUGUUGUGACAGAGUGCAUAAAAUGGUUAACUCAGGUGGGUAUUCUGCUAACGAUUUUCGUGAGAUUUUUAAAGCUAAUAUUACAAAACGCGUUCGUAGCAUACCUGAUAUUCAAGGUUUAAGUAAAGAAACUGUGUUGAGUUCUUGGAUGGCAAAGUUUGAUGCUAUAUACAGAGGUGAUGAAGAUCAAAAAAGGACACCUGCACGCCUUGCUGCUACAGCUGCUUCUGAGUUAAUUUUAUCUAAAGAGCAGCUAUAUGAAAUGUUUCAGACAGUUUUAGGAGUAAAAAAAUAUGAGCAUCAGAUCCUUUUCAAUGCCUGUCAGCUGGAUAACAGUGAUGAGCAAGCCGCAUGGAUUCGUAGAGAGUUAAAUUCCAGACAAAAGAUACUAAGUACACUUUCAAAAGAGACUAUGCCAAAAUUUAUUCACAAAAAUAUGGAAGAGAUAUAUAUUGAGGAACAGAAAGCAAUGGUGAAAUCUCUCAUGUCAAUUCAUCUUGAUGGUUUUCCUCCUACCAAAAGUGGCUCUGAGGGAAAAUCAGGUUUCCCAAAAAUGAAACGUGGACAAAAUAAUGUUAUUUCAAUGAUGGAUGUAAAUGAUGAUAAUGAAGUAUUAAUUAAAGCAGUGUCUGGUCUUUCAUUCAAAUUACAGGUUACAGUUAUGGAGGCUUCUGGUUUAAGUUCUAUACGCCAAAAUCGAAUCAUAUUUGUUGUCAUGGAGCUUGAAGGAGAUAGUAAGUUACAAACUGACCAAGCAGAGGCUGGAACUCCUUUAUGGGAGACACAAGGUGACUGGACAACUAACCAGCCUUUGCCAAUAUUAAAACUUCGCUUGAUGGCUGAGCAAUCUUCUAAGCUAAUGCUCUCUGAUGAUAAGGAACUUGCUUGUGUAACAAUAACUCCACAUUGUGGAAUGCAAGAUAACUAUGAGUGGUACACAAUGGUACCUCAUAAAUCAUGGAGUGGGGAUACUAUUAAGCUAAAAGUCUCCAUUAAAAUGGAAAGACCUCAAAAUGUGAAAAAGGGGGGAUUUUUAUAUGCAAAAGGUCAGAACAUAUGGAAACAAUGGAAAAAGAGAUAUUUUAUGCUUAUACAAGUUAGCCAAUACAAGUUUGUUCUAUGUUCAUAUCGACCUAAAAAGCAAUCACCUCGAGAAAUUAUGGGAGUUGAAUCAUACACUGUAAACUUUACUGAAAAAACUGAAGAAGAAUUAGAAGGAGGCAGAUUCUUUUUUAAUAUCGUCAAAGCUGGAGAUGAAGUGUUAUUUGCUGCUGAUGAAAAUGCUGAUCGAGUCAAUUGGGUUUAUAAUUUAUGUAAUGCAACUGGUCAGUCAUUUAAACCUUCCUUUCCAAAGCCACCAUCUGGGGCUGAUCGUGUAAUACAAAAAAUUAGAGGGGACAUGGAUAGAGCUUUAAAGCAUGGGCUCGGAGACAUUGUACAAGCAAAUCCGUUUGAGUUUGAUCAAGCAGAAAUGUUUGCCAUGCUUCAACGCCUUACAUUACUUCAUCGACUUAAUGAUUCUUACACAUGUUUGGGUUGGUUCUCACCUGGUCAGCUUUUUGUACUUGAUGAAUACUGUGCUCGCUAUGGUGUUCGUGGUUGUCACAGGCAUCUCUGUUAUUUGGCAGAUUUGCUAGAACGAGCAGAAAAUGGAACAAUGAUCGAUCCUACACUUUUUCAUUAUAGUUAUGCAUUUUGUGCAUCUCAUGUUGUGGGGAACAGACCUGAUGGUGUAAAUACAGUCACUGUUGAUGAGAAAGAGCGAUUUGAUGAAAUGAAGAAUCGUUUGAAAUCUUAUUUGGCAAACCAGAUAACUCAUUUUAGAUAUUGUUUUCCUUUUGGCAGGCCAGAGGGGGCUUUGAAAAGCACUUUGACAAUAUUUGAAAGGGUUCUUUCUAAAGAUACAAUGAUGCCUUCAGCAGAUCCUGAAGACAGUGAAGAUGUUAAGCAAGCUAUUCGAGACUGCUUGCGAAGAGCUGCACUUGUUAAUUAUACUAGAUUAUCGUCAUAUGCUAAAGUAGAAGACUCCUUUCAGGGAAAUGUGUCUCCACAAGAGAAGCUUGGUAUUAUUAUACAGCUUGCAGAAUUAUGCAUAGAGCUUAUUCAGCAAAACGAAGAGCAUCAUUCAGAGGCUCUUGCUUGGUAUCAUGAACUUAUGACAGAACAUACAGAAAUCUUUUGGUCAUUAUUUGCUGUUGAUAUGGAUGAGGCAUUAGAUAGUCAGCCACCUGAUACUUGGGACAGUUUUGCAUUAUUUCAAAUGCUGAACAAUUAUCUUCGAAUGGAAUCAUCAUUACGAGGGGGAAAGUUUCACACACAUUUAAUGGAAAAGUUUUCUCCAUCCAUUGUCCGUUACAUAGACCUCAUGGAAUCAUCAAUUGCAAGAUCUGUUGAUAAAGGAUUUGCCAAAGAAACUUAUCAAUCAGUUGGACAUGGGUGUGCUACUUCAGAAGAGGUGUUUUGGAAACUUAGCUCUAUUCAAGCCUUUAUUCAAGAUCUUCAUUGGCCAGAUGAGAUUUUUGCAGAACAUAUUGCAACUCGGUUAAAACGAAUGGCUGCUGACAUGACCGAAGCAAUUGUAAACAGAGUAUCGAAUGAUAUUAGACGACAUUUAGUAGGAAAAGUAAAUCUUGAAUAUGUUAUCCCAGUUGAAGUUUGUGUGAUGAUCAAUGUACUCUGCAGAGCAGAUGAACAAGCUGAUGAACUGUGCACAGUUGAAGAUCUAUCAUAUCCUGAAGAAAUUUCUUAUCACACAAACAUAAAAGAUUUUAUCCAUAAAGCUCAAAUGGAUAGCAUUGCUUUAAUAAUUGAUAAACUUUGUUUAAUAAUGAAAGAACUUUUGAAGAAACUCGCUCGAUAUGAUCAGGGAAAACUAUCUUCUAAGAUUUUAAAUUUGAUGAAACCAACAGAAGAUGUUGCUGAAGACUUUUAUCAUUUUGUUGUAAGAAAUAUUAGAGAACUCCGUAAAACUGUUGAAUGUGAAUCUUAUGUCUUUACUCUUGAAAAAGCAUUAUGGGAAAAGUUAUGUUCCUUAUUAUCCUCUUGGUUGGUCCAAAGACAAGAAGUGGCUCUGCAUGUAUAUCAAUUCAAAGUUUUGUCAAAUAUUGUUGAGCCAUGUCGAAAAUUGUUUGAGCAAGAGGGGCUUACACAGAAUGAUUUAGAAAAUGAUGAUUAUAAAGCUGCUUACUCUAAGUUGAAGUUAGAAGAAGCCAUGCUGAAUUUAACUGAGCCGACUAUGUUAACACGCGAAAUCGAGGUCAAAAGCUACGAAAGUAAAAUACAAAAAGGAGAUUCUGACUAUGAAGAUGACUGAUAUUUUUAAUUGAUCACCGUUUUAUAGUAUUUUCAUGAAUUUUUUGAAAUAUUUUCAGGCUCUCUUUCUACCCAUAUUACUUAAAUUAAUAUAUUUAAUCGGCAGUUCAUUCUUAAAUCUUUUUUAAAUUUUUUUGCUUUUGCAAGAUUGGUUAGUAUCUAUUGUUUGCAAGCUAAAGAAAAUAGUUCAAUUUAAUUUAAUUUAGAAUCAGUCAAUUGUUUUAAACAAUCUAUUCAUAACGUUAAAUUAGUAACUAGCAUAAAUCAUAAUUUCCUUGUAGUUUAUAUACUGGUAAUAUUUAUUUAAUGCAUGAAGAUUGCGGAAGUAAUUUUAUAGUUUUGUAGUUCUGCAGGUCUAAUAUUUAUAAAUGGAGUACAUUCAA
This is a messenger RNA of Hydra vulgaris (swiftwater hydra), 4271 nucleotides long. Its product is annotated as calcium-dependent secretion activator 1. The record is from RefSeq and is a predicted model, not a curated record. Gene Ontology annotation, biological process: synaptic vesicle exocytosis; dense core granule exocytosis. NCBI's taxonomy places the organism in Eukaryota, Metazoa, Cnidaria, Hydrozoa, Anthoathecata, Hydridae.